This is a messenger RNA of Penicillium malachiteum, 285 nucleotides long. RefSeq lists its product as uncharacterized. NCBI's taxonomy places the organism in Eukaryota, Fungi, Ascomycota, Eurotiomycetes, Eurotiales, Aspergillaceae. The transcript is spliced from 2 exons. Bases 1 to 285 code for a protein of 94 amino acids. The record is from RefSeq and is a predicted model, not a curated record.
AUGAAAGUGAGCCCUGCGGGAGUUCGGCUCUCUAUCUGGAUGGCAAUGUUUACAUUCCUGACAACGGCAAUUAUCGGUCUGCGCAUCUGGGCAAUAUACUUGACUCGGAGAAGCUUUCAAGUCCACGAUUAUCUGGUCAGUACGUGUACUAUGACCGGGCUGAACUAUUGGGCUAUUGCCAAUGGCCUCGGUGAUCACACUGUCAAUCUGUCAAAGGAUGAAUUGAUCGUGCAAUUCAAGGCAUGUCAACCAUACCCAUCAUGCAUACAGAUAUUCCUGUUUUAA